Molecule: messenger RNA, 4058 nt
Organism: Chara braunii
Lineage: Eukaryota; Viridiplantae; Streptophyta; Charophyceae; Charales; Characeae
Source: the annotation of a GenBank genome assembly
GCAGCAGAGAGAGUGCCUCGCUCUAUCCAGUUCCGGUUUCCCUCCUUCAGGGUUACAGCGGGGGCCGGUAUCCCUUCGCAAAGGGCGAAGGUGGCGACGAUGGUGAGCGAGGUGCGCGCCACUUUCCGGCACAGCGGUGCUACUAUCCUUUUCGACGGGAGGAAGUCGCGCAACGACAAGCCGCUCGUAAACUUCCUGGCCGGGGGCGCCAAUGGCGCCCUGCUGUACGCCACCGUCGCAAGUGAUGGGUUGGUCCGAGACACAGUGGAUGUCGUGUGCCGUAGGUGGCAGGCCAUCAUCUUGUCCUUUCCUGCAAAGGACGUGAUCGGCUUCUGCACAGACUCCGCCUGUAACUAUACGGUGGCAGUGCGCAGGUUCGCUACAGACCCCGAGCCUGACAUCAGGAGGAUCACUUGGCUCCCCUGCUCCACCCAUGUCUGCAACUUGAUGUUGUCAGAUAUCGGGACGCGAGCGGUGUGGGUCAAGGAGACCAUCAUCCGCGCUCGAGCGCUUGUGGGAUUUAUUAAAUUGCACGGUGCUGCUCACGCCCUGUUUGGGAAGGUGAGCCCUCGCGUUCAGCUCGUCGAGCCCAUUGAGACACGGUUUGCAUCGGUUUUCCUGAUGCUGACGUGUCUCAAAGGCCGACGAGACGCGUUUGAGAGCAUGUUGCACGGGGAUGCCUGGGCACGCAUCCCAUGGGAUCGCGCCCACGUAUCUCAGGCGCAGUGGGUGCAGCAGCAGAUUCGGGACGGGGAGUUUUGGCAGCGUGUCCAUUACGCCAUGCUAGUCAUGUCGCCCGUCCACCAGCUUUUGCGCAGGAUGGAUAGAGGUGGGAUGAUGAUGUCCGUCGUUUACGAGUGGAGUCAGCAUCUGCUGCAAUUGAUGAGGAGGGUCAACAUGCCGACGGACAUGAUUGAGCCGUGCGUGCGUGAGGUUGCCAUCUGCAACCUCCACAUGCUAGAGCCCACACAUGCCGCGACCCACCUCCUCAACCCUUGCCGACGCUCCCUCACGUAUUACCAUUCGCUGCAGACAACCGCCGAAGACCGCCUUGUGGUCGAGGAGUGCAACGGAUUUCUCCUGGCUCAGACCGGCGGCGAUCCGGUCGGCUUAUUGUACAGGACCGUGAGGGACCCGAUGAGGGCGUUCCACUCGAGGCGAGCGGAUUGGGGAGAUCGUGAGCUCUCCGAUGCCGAGGCGGCAGAUUGCAGGGGGGACAGAGAGACCGAGCGAUGUGCAGCGUGGUGGUUCAAGCAUGGACGUGCUCACCCGGAGUUGCGCACCAUCGCCAUCCGUGUCAUGCACUUGUGGACGUCUGCCUCUCCAGCGGAGAGGAACUGGGCGGAGCACGAGCGCGUCAGCACGGCGAGGGGCUCCAAGCUUGGGUUUGCCAAGCUUGCACAGCUGGUUGAGAUUGCCACCAAUCUCAAACUGGCCUCGUGCGCACGACAGGGUGGUGGCUACAUGUUGCCAUGGGUUAUGGGGAGUGGUCGGGGAGGGACGGCAGCAGAGGAGGAGGAUGAGGAGGGAGAUGUGGAGCCCGAGCGGCAGAUUGUCGCUUUCCGUGACAGCCGACCGUCCAGAGCCCGUUCGGUUCGGGACGUGUUUGGCAGCAGAGCGCUGGAUUUGCGACCGUGGCCGGAGGGUGGGGAUGAUGUGGACGCUGCUGCGGAAGACGACGACAUCGAUGACGACUGGACUGACGAUGAUGAUACGCCGCUGAGUCGCGACCCGGCGGCUGAGCGAGUGUACUUCACUUACGGUGGGGGUCGUGACGACACAGAUUCAUUCACAUCAGUUAUCACGGGUGGUGUGCCGUCGACCGCGCUGGCGAGUGGCAACAGCAGAGCCAGCGGUGGUCAUGGAGGACGUUCGCAUGCGGAGGUUCGCAUGGACGACUCGGGGGAGCAGCAGCCACGGGGAGGUCUUCGGCAGGCAGGCAGGCGCAGAGACCGGACACAUGACGGCGAGGAUCGUGGGGGGGAGAGGACUCCUUCCGACGCCGGUAUCCGCCCCUGCUCGCCGUCGAUGCUCCGCACACAGGACUUCAAGGACAUAGGGCUUGGCGGGAGCUUGGGAGGUUUUAGUGUCGAGGGACGUAGACGUGCCUCACCGCAGGAUGUGCGCACAGACGCGGACAUUGAGCGGGGCCCUGUUGAGACUGAGGAGGAGAGGGAUGCCCGUUUGGACCGAGAGGAGGAGAAGCGGCUAACGAGUUUGCCGCAGUGGGAGGGUCGGUUCGCGUAUCUCGACGAGCAGCGUCGGCAGAGGGACUUGGAGACAGGAGGGGAGGGGAGCCGUGACGUUGACGACUCGGGUGUCCAUGAGGAGGCGGUUCAGGGGAGUUCUUUUAUGAGGGGCAGGAUGCCGCCGCGGCUGUCCCUGAGGGGCAGGAUGUUGUCAUGGGCGGUGGGUCCCAUAGUGGGGGCCGUGGCGACAGCGAGACCUCGGGGGACGAGGGACAGGGUGCCGCAGUGUGCGGCAGAGGAGAGGGUGGACCCAGUGGAGAUGGGAAUACCGCGGUUGUCGGUGGAGACGAUGGACCGGACGGCGACGAUGACGACGACCACGGUCCGGAGGACGAUCCCCGCAAGAACGGCAAGCAGCGGGCCCCUGGGAGGGUAUAUAGUGCAGAGCCCUCACUGGUCGGGUUCGUCGCUCAGCGACGUUAGAGGGAGGGAGUCCGGUGCGGGUGAGGUGGGGUCCGGCAGACGCAGCGACGGCGGCAGAGAUAGUGCAAGAUCGAUGCCUCCACCGCCCGCACGGACUCCGGAGUGCAGGGUCGACACCGGGGACCAGACGGUGGCACCCGGAGUUGCGCACAGUGGCGGUUCCCCGCCGCCAGUCCGAGGAGGUGUGGGCGGCGGAUGGUCAACUGUUCGUCGGGUCGGGGACCGGUUGCGGGCGGAUUACGACGCCGGGAGAGGCAUCUUCACGGGACGUGCGCCUGUUCAGACGCAGGCUGCGGAGGGCGGGUCCGGAAGUCCGAGCCUGCAAAUGGCAGGCCGCAUGCUUGGUUUGUCACGAGCGGAGACGAGGAGGACAUUGGUCCUCGAGGCCCCAGGGACAUCCACGGACAGGCUGCGGGGAGAGCAGUUCACAUCGGGCGAGGAGGGGUUGUUGAUGCGUCCCGGGAUGAGACGACAGCAUGGCCUCUCAGAGGUUGAGUCUCGACUCGCUGCAGGGGUCGCCGCUGGGCAGGCAGCAUUGGACGCGAUUCAGAGGGAGAGAGAGAGGGGGAUUGCUGCACAGGCGGAGGACGAUGAGGACGGAGACACUGAGUCCGAGCCGAUCGAGACUGCGGCCCACAGACACAGGGCACAGGUGGCCGCGGUCGCCUCUGCAGCACAGGCGCCAUACGUCAGUGGGGCACAGGGCAUAGGUGUCGGAGGGAGAGGAGGGCGCCGGGGAGGAUCGCAUGGCCGCCACUCUUCCGGGAGAGGCCACGCGCGCUCGGGUGGGAGAUGACGACGUCCGUGGUGUAUUUAUUUUUUUUUUAUUAGUUUUUUUUUUUUUUCACGUGGCUGUACAACCUGGACGCUCUGUCGGCAGGGUUGUAGCAUAUUUAUGUCGAUGUUGUUCCAUGGAGACGACGAUAGUAUGUGGACAUUAGGUUUUUUUUUUUUUGCUACUCGGUUGUACAGUAGAGACGACGCCCGUCGACGGGUCCAAUUUUUUUUUGGUACUCUGUUGUGUAGCAAAGACGAUGGAUCCAAUUUUUUUUUGCUGCUCGGUUGUAAAGUAGAGACUACGGGUCCAUUUUUUGGCUUCAGCCUUGUACAUACGCAUUUCCAUUGAAAUGCUUUGACAUAUAUUUGCUCUUGUUCUUGUUCCUCCGCCAACAUUGGUCUUGCAUCUGAGUCGUUGUUGUUUGGUGAUUGUUUUCUGCUCUGUUGUCGUGAAUGUUGCUAAUUAUGUGCUUCUCCGAUGCCACGCACCUGCAUGUCAUGGAUGCCUCCAUUAUGAAUGUGCCGUUAAUUUCAGAUGCGACAUAGGGAUGGUGUGUUAAUGAAUGUGUUCUUACAUAAAUGAUGUGCUAAUGAAUGUCCAUCAGUCUC